This is a messenger RNA of Protopolystoma xenopodis, 594 nucleotides long. Lineage: Eukaryota; Metazoa; Platyhelminthes; Monogenea; Polystomatidea; Polystomatidae. The record is from the annotation of a GenBank genome assembly.
CAACAACAACAACAACAACGGCCACCAAGAAAGUCACCAAAACGACGCCGACAGUCGUCGCCAGCCGGUUUGGCGUUCAGCACGGCCGGUUUCAGAGGUCCGUCGCCCAGGGUACCCGACGGGCCAAAGAGACUGUGCUCCCGACUGGUCGGUUGGCGUAGUGAGGCGACUAUUCUGCAGCCAAAUGGGUCGGUCGUGAGUCAUGGCGAUGGAGGUGGAUGGACGAGUUGGUGGUCUGUAGUUGGGUCGACCGGAUCGGACGGGUCGGACGGAUUUGAUGGUAAAACGGCAAGUACAGCUUCACCGGCCAUGCAAAGGUGUGGCAGACGAGACAUUGGCCUUCAAGUCGAUCCAACCGAGGAAGGAGCGACCACGAGCCUGACAACGAGAAAGGCGGGUUUCCGAGGCGGAAAUGAUGGAACGACAAAACAAAGGAACGAGAACAAGGGAGAGAUGAAGCAAACAUAUGCAGUGGACAAGGAGGCCACUUCAAAGGCUGAGCCCCCGCGUGGCCAAGUUGAGGCCAACCGCAACGACUUACGAAACAAGGUACAAAACUGGGGUAGCCCAUCUAAAAAAAUGACAAUCGAUUAA